Hydatigera taeniaeformis is the source of this 639-nucleotide messenger RNA. Lineage: Eukaryota; Metazoa; Platyhelminthes; Cestoda; Cyclophyllidea; Taeniidae. The record is from the annotation of a GenBank genome assembly.
AUGGUGAAGACCCACGAGGCCACACGUUCCUCCCCCGCUAUUGGAGGGCAUAACACCGCCAAGACCAUCAGCACUGACAAUGAACACAGCGAUGAUCAAGCAAAGACGUCAAUGCCGUCGACGACGGAGCCUUCUGCAGUGGCAGAUAACGAUUCUGAGUGUGAGGAUGAGGAGUAUAACAAUGAAGAUGUUCGUCACACCAAACCUACUAGUCACCGCAGUUGUGCUGGAGGUGGUGGCAGUGGAAGUGCAAAUGGUUCGGGAAACUACGCCAUGGGAAGUCAAUGUUUAGAUUCAGGCAUGCUUUUGCGUCAGGGGAUUUCUCUCUGGGCACGAUCAUCCUCACCCGGAGAUUCUGUGGAAGUCGUGGCCACGGCCACCACCAGUGCACCCGCUGGUGCGACUGGAGGUCCAGCUCCACCGCAUCCGACCUCCUCCGUGACAGGUGCGGUGAACAAUCGGUCCUAUGUGAAUCUGCAGAACCCGCGUCCAUCCGCUGCGAGGACACCACUUGGAAAGCAACACCAAGCACCUGCCUCCGGUGGCAAUGCUGGUGCCAAUGGUGGUGGGUCGCGUGAGUACUUUUACUUUUGUCUACUGUUACUUUUGUACAUCGUAUUUGAUACAGAUCUGUGGUAA